Messenger RNA from Wasmannia auropunctata (little fire ant), 2934 nucleotides. RefSeq names its product beta-1,4-N-acetylgalactosaminyltransferase bre-4. NCBI's taxonomy places the organism in Eukaryota, Metazoa, Arthropoda, Insecta, Hymenoptera, Formicidae. Gene Ontology annotation, biological process: glycosphingolipid biosynthetic process; carbohydrate metabolic process. Bases 744 to 1727 code for a protein of 327 amino acids. Gene Ontology annotation, molecular function: N-acetyl-beta-glucosaminyl-derivative 4-beta-N-acetylgalactosaminyltransferase activity. The record is from RefSeq and is a predicted model, not a curated record. The transcript is spliced from 2 exons.
ACAAAGUUAUUCUAAGCAUGUGCACCUCUUAGAAAAGUUUAAUAUCAUAAGUAUUAAAUUAGUUAAUGAUUAAUUAUUUUAUGUAUUAAAAGAGCAUUAACAACAGAGCUUCUGAAAAGCUCUAUUCCAAUUCAUAUAAAGAUUGAGAAAUUUUCUAAUAAGUUAUAAAAUUAUACAAAAAUUCUGAAACAUUCUGAAAUUUACAUAAAAGUUCGGAAAAAUUAUAUAAAAAAUGUUAAGAAAAAUUUUCAUCAGGAUAUAGUGCAGUCUUCCCAUCCUGUAAAGGUUAAGUUGUUAUGCCUUUGAUUUUUACAGAAUUUACAAUAUAAGCCCUCAUUGUUGCUUAGCAUCCCGCCUGUCGUUCAUUAUCACAAUAUUAUCGAAAGAAAGAGAAAUCUUAAUGAAAAAAUUUAAAAUAUAAAAUUUCUACGUCUUUUGCUCAACUAUUCGCACACGCGCACUUGCGCGCCCUCGCGUCUCGUCUGCAGUCUGCUCGCCUGUCUGCUCGUCAGGUCGUGGUGUCGUCUGCAGCUGUCAACUCCAUUCCAGGUGUGUGUGUGUGUGAAUCCUUCGGGAAAGAUGCGGAUCUUGCUCAUCUAACAGCGUCGGUCGGCAGGCACGCGCGCGAAAAUGCCCGUACGACAAUCGGAAAAUACACAGCCGCAGAUGUAACGCGACCCGUCUGAGAUUCAAGCCUUCGACUGGUAUGUUUAUUGGCGGUCGACCGCAUAUAGGUUAGCAGUAUGAAGAACUUCGUUAGUAUUUUGAAGAUCCUAUUUCUGAAUCACGCGCGCGGGCUGUCGUACACCGUGACGAUGACGCUCCUGCUGUGCUACUGUCUCCAUCCAGCACGAUUCGCUUCCCACUACACCUUCAUCAAGACUGAGAACAUCUACGACGAGAUGGAGAGGUCGUACCCGCCGCGGGAUAACUCCUGCGUGAUCCCCGUCGGCGGUAGACGAUCCUCACAGCUGCUCUACCCGGAGGAACAUCCCCGGGAGGACCCGGUGGCGAUGGCACGUCGACUCGGCAUCCUACCGGGUGGCCAGUGGAAACCCCUCAAUUGCCAUCCCCUCUUCAAUGUGGCGAUUAUACUGCCCUACCGUAACCGGCAGACUCAGCUUGCCAUUUUCAUGAACUACAUACACCCGUUUCUGCAGUCACAGAAUCUGGACUAUCGGAUAUUCGUAAUCGAGCAGAGCCCGAUGCGCGAGUUCAAUCGCGCCAAGCUGUUCAACGUCGGCUACGCCGAAGCCACCAAGAUCAACGAUUUCCACUGCUUCAUUUUCCAGGACAUAGACCUGAUACCGCAGAACCCCGACAAUAUCUACGCGUGCACGAAAAUGCCUAGGCAUAUGAGCUCCAGUGUAAAUACCUUUCGAUACAAUCUACCUUACACCGGCCUGUUUGGAGGCGCAAUAGCACUGACGAGGAAGCAAUUUGAACGAGUAAAUGGAUUUUCCAAUGUUUUCUACGGGUGGGGUGGAGAAGACGACGAUUUCUACAGUCGUUUGCAGUCGAGGGGUUUUCAGAUCACACGCUUCGGACCGGAUGUAGCGCAGUAUUAUAUGCUAAUACACAAGAAAGAAGCUCCCAGUACUACAAGAUUCGCAAAUCUGGAAAACGGCGCUCGAAGAUACGACACUGAUGGACUCAGCAAUCUAGAAUACAGAGUAUUAAAUCAUCAGUUGCGGCCAUUAUACUCUUGGAUUUUAGCUGAUGUGUAAUUUUUUUUUUUUAAUCUAAUAGGAUAUAUAUCUAUUUUAAAUUGCGUUGAUCAUAUAAGUUAUUAUAGUACAUUGCAUAUUCUAGGAAUAUUAAAAAAUUUCAUCUUACACAUAAAGUAUACUAGAGAUUCAACGAAUAAACAUAAUUGUUUUAGCAUGCUGUGAUAGAGCACUAUGAUUAAAUCUCGCAAGAAUAUUUUUUUAACGAUUGAGAUAAUAUUUCAUUUCUGUGUUAAGAAUUUGAACAAUUAAGCUUGCAACAAAUAUUUUCUAGUGAGUUUUUUCAAUAGUAAUAGCACACAGUGAGAUGACAACAGUAAUAAUAAUUAACAGACUGUACAAAGAUAUAGAAGAUAAAAUGUAAUAACGUAUUAUGAUAUUGUAUUGAUAAGAGUUGAAGACUGUAAUCAUCAGAUACAUUUCUUAUUUUAGCUCAUCAAGAACUCAUAAGACAGAGAGCAAUGCCAUUUAGUCACAAUAUUAAAAAAUGUCUUGUCACUGCAUUACAUCAUUUUGCUUGUCAAUUUAAUUUAUGAUAUAUACUCACAAUCAGUUUAGAAUUGUGUUUCAAGGCCGAUAAAUAAUCGGCGUGCAUUUUGCAUGAACUAGAAAUUGUAAAAUUAACACAAAAAUAUUAUUAGGCACUAAGAUCCAUUUUGGUCAUGAAUAAGGCCUUUUUUAUUUAUUUUAUAUUAUUUACAUACCGGUCGAUUUUCUCUUAUUGUUCACAUUAUUUAAUGGUAGAAAUCUUCACAUAUAUAUAAAAUAUAUUAGUAUAAUCUUUAUAAUAAUUUGAUAAUCAAUGAUACUUACGAUACUUACCUCAUAUCCAAAGAGAUUCUGGUCUUUUUAUGUUGUAAGUUAUAAUAGAGUGCAGUAUUCUCCGUACUGAUUGUUCGUAGGUACUUUAGAUAUAUUAUUUUUUUGUUGUAAGAUUUGUGGAAUUGUAUAAAUAUUUAAAUGUGAAUGAUCAGAGACUCUCUAACAUUGCUCAGACUAAUGCUUAAUAUUGAAUUAUUACAUAUCUGGUUUCUUAUAAAUUGUGAAUAAAUAAGUAAUAAAUAAAAUAGGAGAGACUAUAUAUAUAUUUUGGUUUUUUUUGUAUCUGAAUAUAACGAAAAGUUAUAGUGAUAGAACAAUACUAAUAUAAUUUAAGUAUACCGUUAUAACGAUGAAAUAUUAUAAAACAAUGAAACAUGUUUAUUAA